Messenger RNA from Suillus fuscotomentosus, 1244 nucleotides. RefSeq lists its product as uncharacterized. The transcript has 6 exons. Lineage: Eukaryota; Fungi; Basidiomycota; Agaricomycetes; Boletales; Suillaceae. The coding region runs from base 21 to 959 and encodes 312 amino acids. The record is from RefSeq and is a predicted model, not a curated record.
AUUUUUAUUGCGUAUCUGCGAUGGUCGACGCCCAGGCGCAGGAUUGGGGAUUGAUUGACGAAUCGAAUAUUACAGGGCUCAAAAAUGACAUACCUAUGUUUCGUGGAAGAAGGGAAGAGUAUAGCCGUUUGAACUCAGUCCUUGGGACUCUACUGCAAAUGAAAACAUUUGCGACAGAAAAUCAAGUACGUGUUCCUGGGUUGCCAAGAUUGCUUGAAUUGUAUUCUAUUGCCGUUGAUCAGGGAAAACAUAUACGAAAACAAAGCUGGUGGAAGAGAAUUCGGAAAAUGAGGGAUUUUGACGGCAGUCAGGAGGAAUUCAAGGAAAAUUGCGAAGCAAUUUGGAUUCUCGCUCAUCAAACGUCCCUUAUCGUCCAUAAAGAUGCAGAGAAAUCGAAAGCGAGGAUUGCCCGAGAGUCCAUUCAACGACGCAGAUCCCUCGAUGGACUAGUAGACCAAGCUGAACCCGACCUCGUUCAGCGACACAAUCAACAUGGUGACACUGCGAUGAGAUCUACACCUCCCAAUACUGGAGUAGUCGCACAAAGCUCGAGUAUAACCACUAAUACGCUCUCGGAGGAGACAAUACGAAAUAUUGCUGAAAUGAGCGCCGCAAAGACGUUGGAACGGUUCAUACUUCAUGGCAGACCGCCUGGUGGGAUAUUACAAAGUGUCAACCACUUUCAUGGAUGCAUCGUUAGCCCCAGCAGAGGGGCUGCACCCACAGUGAAUUUCGGAGGGAGGAAUAAUAGAGGAGCAGCCAUGAAUACAUAUCCCACAGAAGUAUGGAGUGGUGCAGAUGACAUCGAUGGCACAAGCGACGACGAGUCACAUUAUGAUACUGCUACUGAUGCGACACGAUCGGGUUCUGAGCGACAUAGUGGCUCAGCCAUAUCUUUAGGAGCGCAGAGCAUGCAGUCCCCUGCGGGGGCAUCCAGGUCACCAUCAGGCAUAUGGUAGUUAGAGUACAGAAAGGCUAACUUACUUGCCAUUGCCCCACAUCCGUCCCCUCACGGAAGCAAAUAUCAAUCGACGACGACGAAGAUCCGCAUCAUUCGGCAUUGUGAGAAAUCUGUGCAUCACAUAUUGUAUUUUCUUUAGCAAUCGUUUUUGUUAUUUUGCAGACAGCGGCACCGGCACUCUGCAGGAACAGGCCGCGGUAUAACGGCCUUGAACAUUUUGCUAUGUAUCAAUAACAUUGUUCUGUUUUUGCAGCAUAAGAGUCACUGCCUUCCUGACAGUCAC